Molecule: messenger RNA, 1740 nt
Organism: Cuscuta epithymum
Lineage: Eukaryota; Viridiplantae; Streptophyta; Magnoliopsida; Solanales; Convolvulaceae
Source: the annotation of a GenBank genome assembly
AGCAUCCAAGACCCUCUAUACACUACAAUCUGCAGCCUACGGGCACUUCGGAAAAAUUAAAGUGGAAUUGGCACAGGGAUACCUUCACCCUGGCCGGUAACAAGUGAAAAUCCAUCGUGGAGAUAAAUAUAUGAAGGAGGUCUCUUAUUUAUACAUUGGGAUUAUUGAAUCCGGUAAUGAUAGUUGAUUCCCCGGCUGCCUUAAAGCGAAGGAGGUUCAGUAUUGUCGAUCCCAUGGAAGCUGAUUCUGCUAAGGCGAAGCUUGCAGCUGCAAAGGAAAAACUUGGCCGUGAAAUCCGCAUCUUUCAAACAAUAACCGAAUCUGCAGCUUCAAGUGAUAUCUCUCAAGAUGGGCAACCUAGUGAAGAAUCGGAGGACUACUAUGAGUUUACAGCUGAUGAUUAUUUUCGUCUAGUGGCAACAAAGAAGAAAGACACAUACUUGAAGACUCGGAAAUUAAGAGAAGCAGAAGAAGCUGCACGCAGAUCAAAAUUAACCAAGGCUGUAAUCAGAGUGCGGUUUCCUGAUAAUGUCACGCUGGAGGCAUCAUUUCAUUCAUCAGAGACGAUCCAGGACUUGGUUGACCUUCUUGUGAAAGCCGUUCUUAGACCAGAUUUGCCUUUCUAUUUAUAUACUACUCCUCCCAAGAAGCAGAUAAAAGACAUGUCCCAGGAUUUUUACUCUGCUGGUUUUGUUCCUGGCGCAAUUGUGUACUUCUCAUAUAACCUACCAAAUGGUGGUGAUGAGGGUGCCCCUGGGCAGCACUACCUUCAAGAAGAGAUAAUGUCUUUGCAAAAUUUGGAAUCUUCUGCAAUAACAAAGCAGGAGGAUGAAGUGGUUCCCGAGCCGCAGCCUUCAGUAGCCAUCAACGACCCCACUCCUUCCCAAGAGAAAAAACCUGCUGAUAAAAAGAACAUAAAGCCAAAGUGGUUAAAGAUGUAAUACAGAUUUCAGCUAUCAACAACAACAGCAGCAGCAGCAACAACAUAUCUUUGCCAAUUUAAAAGCACCCAUCUCUCUCCUUGUAACUGAUGUCGGUGAAAAAAGCAACAGAUCUUUUCCAUUAGUGUGCUGGAUAGAUGGAUAUAUGUGUUAUCAUGUUUUUCUCUAGUCUAUCUUUCAUUUCGUGGCGGUAUCUAACUUGCAUUGGUCUGUGCUUGUGCUAUUUCCCUUUGGUUAUUCUACGUUUGGUUGCCUGCGUUGGUUCACCAUGAGUCAGGAGUCCCUCGGAGAGAACACCUCCCAUAAUAAAAUGGUGAGGUGACGUGUGACACUGCGUGCUGGCCUUUUUGGAUUCAUUUUUUUUCAGAUUCGAUUUCUCGCAACUACGCUACCUGUAACAGUGUGCUGCUAUGGGCAGCCUAUUUAAGUGCUAAAAAGGGCUCACGGAGAGGGUAGUAGGUUAUUGAUCAUCGACAAAGUCAAGUACCUUACUGGCUUAAUACAUGCCCUACAAGUUCUUCAUAAGUAUCAAACAGAUGAUUUGCAUCUCUAAUAAACAUAUCUACCCAAUCAAAGUAGGAAAUUACCCAGGAAUAGGAGUACUACUAAAUACUAAUCUGUAGACUAGCGUGCACUAAAGCAAUAGAUGUAGUAUUGCUAUUGUAAAGUACAAUAAUACUACGUAUUUUAGAUUCUAGAAUUUAGAUAAUUAUUGUUGGAGUAUAUUCUUAAUUUCUUAUCACUUUGCAGACUUAUACCACCGCAGCUUAUUAACGAAGUAUACUGAUUUGUUACUCCU